AUGUCCGCCGCCGUGGCCCCAGCAGUCUCAACGAACCUCCCAACUAAUACUUCUGCGCAUAAUUCGCCAAUGGAUGCGAAAAAGCCCAGUAUCAAAAUGGAUAACGAAACAUCAUCAGACACUAAAGAUCAAAAGCCAGACGGCGAACCCCAAAACUCAUUAGCACCUCCUCCGCGACCUAACCCAUCCGCUCCCACCGACACACCUGACUACUUCAACUCCGUUCAUAAUCCUUUUUCCUACGAGCCGAACCCUUUUGAACAAUCAUUCAGCGGGGGCUCUGGCGAGACACCGGGGAAGUCGAUCCUUCCUCCCGUCGCAUCAAUAACCUCUCCUGCCCUGCCCGGCACUAGUUCUGCUGGGGGAGCGUACAACUGGUCCAACUCCUUGCGCUCGGGCCCCCUAAGUCCGGCUAUGCUUGCGGGACCUGCUGGUGGGAGUGACUACUUCGACAGUAUUGGAAGAGGCUUUCCAACACCAAAUGAAUCGUCGCUUCGCACUGGCUUAACACCUGGUGGCGGAGGUUCUAUGUUUCCGGCACCAAGUCCGAACUCCCAAGCUCUGAUAGCCCAGCUUCAAAACGGAGGCGCGACACCCUCCACUAUUGAGUUUCAUCGUACAGCCUUGAACGUAGCGAAGAAGAACGGCGGCGCGCCAACUUCGAAUCCAACUGGCGAAAACGACCAACUGCCCCAAAGUGUUACAACAACUAUGGAUAUGAAAGCCGCCCAGCCCGCUGCGGUUGAUCCGUUUGGCCACCAUGACGCAGCCGAUGCUGCUAAUGGGCUGUUCAUGUUAGCUAAAGGCGGACAAUCGACAACGAAUCAGUUUGCCGCCGUUCCCAACCAGUCCGCAAUCCCACCUCAAACUCUUCAGGCCAACAUGGGCGACCAAAAUGCCAACCGACGUCAAUCAGUGAAUGUAAAUGGUGUAGCAAAUACGACGCGGGAAGCCAGCGGCGAUGUUUCAGAUAUGCAGAACGAACAGGCCAAGCCUGCUGCCAAAGGCCGAGGCAAGAGAAACGCGCCUACAAAGGGCUCAGGUACAGCAGGGAACAGACGCAAGACGGAAAGUUCCAACCAGGGAUCAAAUAAGAGGACGAAACUCAACAACGAAUCGGUUAGCACCGAAUCGCCAUCCGAGGACGAAUCGGACGACGAUGACCAGCAGCCCUCACAGAAGAAGAAAGGAGGCGAGUCGAAGAAAAUGACUGACGAAGAGAAGAGGAAGAACUUCCUCGAAAGAAAUAGAGUUGCGGCGCUCAAAUGUCGACAACGGAAAAAGCAGUGGCUUGCCAACCUUCAGGCCAAGGUUGAGCUAUUCACAUCAGAGAAUGACGCACUUACGACAACAGUUACUCAGUUGCGGGAGGAAAUUGUAAAUUUGAAGACAUUGUUGCUUGCACACAAGGAUUGUCCGGUUUCACAGGCGCAGGGGCUUAUCUGGAAUCCAAACCCACCAUACACUUGA
Molecule: messenger RNA, 1470 nt
Organism: Aspergillus puulaauensis
Lineage: Eukaryota; Fungi; Ascomycota; Eurotiomycetes; Eurotiales; Aspergillaceae
Gene: atfA
Product: bZIP transcription factor atfA
Exons: 3
Coding region: 1-1470 (489 amino acids)
Biological process (GO): regulation of transcription by RNA polymerase II
Molecular function (GO): RNA polymerase II cis-regulatory region sequence-specific DNA binding; DNA-binding transcription factor activity, RNA polymerase II-specific
Source: RefSeq, a predicted model, not a curated record